UGUGGUGCAGUAACAAUGAUUAAUCUGUUUGUAGGCAAUGGGAGCAGAGAAUGGAGUAUUUGCUGGAGUCAGCAGCCAUCACUUGGAGUAGCUAUAUUACAUUAUCCUACAGAGAACCUGCAGCACUCUGUCCAAACUCUGAAGGUCUCCGACGAGCAUCCUGUUAUACCUGUAGCACAGCAUCAUCCAGGAUACACCUGCAAGAUGAACUCUAAAUGUAACCGAAGUUCUAUAGUACAGCAAAGUUCAUUAUUGUGCCAGAGAACUCACAAGGAAAAGAAAUCAUGUAAAUGUUUUGAAUGCAAUAAGUGUUUCAGACAAAGAUGUAAUGUAGUAAAACAUGAAAGGAUUCACAGGGGGGAGAGACCAUAUAAAUGUUCAGAAUGCAGCAAGUGUUUCAAACAAGGGAGUCAUCUAGUACACCAUAAAAGGAUUCACACGGGGGAGAGACCAUAUAAAUGUCCAGAAUGCAGCAUGUGUUUCAAACAAGGGAGUCAUCUAGCACACCAUAAAAGGAUUCACAAGGGAGAGAGACCAUAUACAUGCCCUGAAUGCAAUAAGUGUUUCAGAAAAAGAAGUGCUCUAGCACAUCAUGAAAGGACUCACACAGGGGAGAGACCAUAUAAAUGUCCAGAAUGCAAUAAGUGUUUCAGAGAAAGGAGUGCUCUAGUAAAACACAAAAUGACUCACACCGGGGAGAGACCAUAUAAAUGUCCAGAAUGCAAUAAGUGUUUUAGACAAAGGAGUGCUCUAGUAAGACACGAAAUGACUCACACUGGGGAGAGACCAUAUACAUGUCCUGAAUGCAAUAAGUGUUUCAGACAAAGAAGUGAUUUAGUAAAACAUGAAAGGACUCACACGGGGGAGAGACCAUAUAAAUGUCCAGAAUGCAAUAAGUGUUUCAUAGGAAGGAGUGCUCUAGUAAGGCACAAAAUGACUCACACCGGGGAGAGACCAUAUAAAUGUCCAGAAUGCAAUAAGUGUUUCAGAGGAAGGAGUGCUCUAGUAAGACAUGAAAGGACUCACACAGGGGAGAGACCAUAUACAUGUCCUGAAUGCAAUAAGUGUUUCAGACAAAGAAGUGAUUUAGUAAAACAUGAAAGGAUUCACAUAGGGGAGAGACCAUAUAAAUGUCCAGAAUGCAAUAAGUGUUUCACAGAAAGAAGUGCUCUAGUAUAUCAUGAAAGGACUCACACGGGGGAGAGACCAUUUACAUGCCCCGAAUGCAAUAAGUGUUUCAGACAAAGAAGUGAUUUAGUAAAACAUGAAAGGACUCACACGGGGGAGAGACCAUACACAUGCCCUGAAUGCAAUAAAUGCUAUCUGCAAAAAAGUGCUCUAGUACGUCAUGAAAGGACUCACACAGGGGAGAGACCAUAUACAUGUCCUGAAUGCAAUAAGUGUUUCAGACAAAGAAGUGAUUUAGUAAAUCAUGAAAGGAUUCAUACGGGAGAGAGACCAUAUAAAUGUCCAGAAUGCAGCAAGUGUUUCAAACAGGGGAGUCAUCUAGUACACCAUAAAAUGAUUCACAUGGGGGAGAGACCAUAUAAAUGUCCUGUAUGCAAUAAGUGUUUCAGGCAAAGAAAUGCUCUAAUAAAUCAUGAAAGGACUCACACGGGGGAGAGACCAUAUACAUGUCCUGAAUGCAAUAAGUGUUUCAAACAAAGAAGUGAUUUAGUAACACAUGAAAGGACUCACACGGGGGAGAGACCAUAUACAUGCCCUGUAUGCAAUAAGUGUUUCACACAAAGAAGUGCUCUAGUACAUCAUGAAAGGACUCACACGGGGGAGAGACCAUAUACAUGCCCUGUAUGCAAUAAGUGUUUCACACAAAGAAGUGAUUUAGUAAAACAUGAAAGGACUCACACGGGGGAGAGACCAUAUAAAUGUCCAGAAUGCAGCAAGGGUUUCAAACAAAGGAGUAAUCUAGUACAGCAUAAAAGGAUUCACAUGGGGGAGAGACCAUAUAAAUGUCCAGAAUGCAAUAAGUGUUUCAGAGAAAGGAGGAAUCUAGUAAUACAUGAAAGGAUUCACAAGAGGUCCUAAUGGAGACAUGAAAAGUCAGCAAACAAAGGAGAGUAGUAGUGCUGAAAUUGAAUUCAUCCUCAAGUCUUGGUGAGUUCCUUCGUGAGGUGAACCCUGUUUUUCACAAAAUCUCACCAAGGCAAUACUGAUAUAUAGACUGCAUUUAUAUAGGAUAUAGCAUAUAUCGUGGACAGAAGUCAAAAACAAAAAAAGAUAGCCGAGUGCACAAGACCCAGUAUAGAAAAGUGCCCAAUCCUGGUAGGCGCAUUGGUGCCAGGAUUGGAAAAAAUGAUAGUGUGGAACCCUCAAAAUACGUAAACAUUCCUACAAUGGGGCCGGGCCAGGCCCAGAGGGGAGGAUGGCCCCUGAUCUAGAAGGAAGUAUCAGUCCACAAAAAUCACAAAAAUUGAUUGGCCAAAGAAGGCCUUUGUGUUUCCUCCCCCCUCUUUUGUAUCUGUUCCUAAAGGGGCCCCGGUUAGUGAUCUCUUAGGGGUGGGUGAUCCAGAAGCAGUCUGCAACUCACUGUCAAGGCCAGAGGAUAACUCUUCAGUAGAAGAGCCAGUGUCAGAAACAUAAUUAUUUUUCAGGAUAGAUUUGGGUCUUUUCCUUUUUGAGGGACGGCUUUGUUGUAUAUUAAAUUUUACAUGUUUGGUUGAACUAAAGGGGUUGUUGCCCUGAUAAAUCUGCCUGGUUGGCACUCUUUAUUAAAUUCAAAAGAGAAAAAAUAGAUUAUUAAGUUAGGUGGUCUUUUCCCACCAGGAUUGAAUGACAAAUUGUAGCUUUAACCAAUCACCAUUGUGUGCAGUGUAUUCAAUGGCAGCUCUGAUUGUGCUUAUGUAACACUGAAGAAGGCUGUGUAUAGAGUACCAGCCGAAACCGGUCUGUGUGCAGUUUUUUGCUGUCCUUUACAAUAAAUGAUCUAUUUUUCAUUGGGUCAUGUUA
Messenger RNA from Protopterus annectens (West African lungfish), 2967 nucleotides. RefSeq names its product zinc finger protein 501-like. The transcript is spliced from 3 exons. The record is from RefSeq and is a predicted model, not a curated record. Gene Ontology annotation, molecular function: RNA polymerase II cis-regulatory region sequence-specific DNA binding; DNA-binding transcription factor activity. NCBI's taxonomy places the organism in Eukaryota, Metazoa, Chordata, Ceratodontiformes, Protopteridae. Gene Ontology annotation, biological process: negative regulation of transcription by RNA polymerase II; regulation of cytokine production; regulation of immune system process. The coding region runs from base 16 to 2046 and encodes 676 amino acids.